AAAGUUGAGCUAUGAAGUGAAAUAUGAUACGAUCAUAAUACUCUUAAAAAUUUCCAUAAUUCAAUAUCUAGUGUUUUUUUUUUUCUUUUUUGAAUUGUUUGUUUUGAUUGUGCUAUGUGCUGAGAGAUAACAAUGUAAUGAAGAUGUCAAAUACUAAAUUGACGCAAAUAAAAGAGGCAAAAGAAACAUUCCAAGCCCUCAUGGAACUAUCGAGACUGUUAGGAACUGGACUUGAUAUUGAGACAUUGUCAAUAUGCGUGAGACUUUGUGAGGCGGGUGUUAAUCCAGAAAUUUUGGCAACUGUUAUCAGAGAAUUGAAAAAAGAAGCUAAGUCAAAAUCAGAUGAAAAUACAUCAACAAGUGCUUAGUCUAGGAUCGGAACAAAAACUUGAAUAACAGACCGUUAUGAAAGCGCUCAACCUUUGGUAUUUUUCUACAUCGAAGGUACAUUUACAACACUAUUUCACUAGUGACAAAUCAAUGGAAGUAUCUGUUUUCUUGAAGAACUUUACAUAUGCAAAAUAUUAUUAAUAAACAAUUAAAAUGAAA
This is a messenger RNA of Coccinella septempunctata (seven-spotted ladybird), 549 nucleotides long. Its product is annotated as mitotic-spindle organizing protein 1-like. The transcript is spliced from 2 exons. Gene Ontology annotation, cellular component: gamma-tubulin ring complex; interphase microtubule organizing center; centrosome. Gene Ontology annotation, biological process: microtubule nucleation by interphase microtubule organizing center; mitotic spindle assembly; gamma-tubulin complex localization. Lineage: Eukaryota; Metazoa; Arthropoda; Insecta; Coleoptera; Coccinellidae. The coding region runs from base 138 to 368 and encodes 76 amino acids. The record is from RefSeq and is a predicted model, not a curated record.